This is a messenger RNA of Conger conger (European conger), 4310 nucleotides long. Its product is annotated as rho GTPase-activating protein 26-like. NCBI's taxonomy places the organism in Eukaryota, Metazoa, Chordata, Actinopteri, Anguilliformes, Congridae. Gene Ontology annotation, biological process: signal transduction. The record is from RefSeq and is a predicted model, not a curated record. Gene Ontology annotation, cellular component: cytoplasm. The transcript has 24 exons. Gene Ontology annotation, molecular function: protein binding; GTPase activator activity. Bases 514 to 2832 code for a protein of 772 amino acids.
CCAGGGUAGGUUGGCACGGACGCCGAUGCUGGACCUACAGGCUGCAGCUAAAACGCCCAGUUGAAUCCGCAACUAAUACGUUUGGGGUGUUUUUCUUCCUCCCCUUCAGUUCGCACUCUAAAGUAUGACUAUGUCAUGAGGAAUGCACAGGUUUGCAGUGGGUCUUUGACAGCCAGUUCUUUUUUUCUUGCACCCCUCUUUUCUCGGGUCUGAAAAAAAAUGGAUUAGCCGCGCACGAGUCUUAAUUCCUGGAUGCGAUUUGUAUAAGUUUAAAAAAUAACGUCCGCGUGCUUGAUCUGGGCUUGCUGGUUUUUAAAGCUGCUGCAGCGUGAUAGGAAGACUACAAGAACAUUACUAAAAGUAACACGCUAUCUGAGCUAAAGACAGCAAGCUAACAAGCUGUAUGUAUAUUUUCUUAAGCUUUCUCUUCCUGCUAAUUGGAUUGCACUUCACCAGUCAAAGAUUUCUUCGCAGUACUGGUCAGGCUGCUGCGGAGGUGGACCGGGACGAAAGAUGGGACUACCCGCUCUGGAAUUCAGCGACUGCUAUCUGGACAGUCCGCAGUUCAGGGAGAGGUUGAAAUCUCAUGAGCUGGAACUAGAGAAGACGAGCAAGUUUAUCAAGGAGCUGAUCAAAGAUGGGAAGGCGCUCAUACAAGCACUGAAAAACCUGUCCAUGGCCAAGAGGAAGUUCGCAGAGUCCCUGAACGAAUUCAAGUUCCAGUGCAUCGGGGAUGCUGAGACGGAUGAUGAAAUAUGCAUUGCCAAGUCGCUGCAGGAGUUUGCCGGCGUGUUGCGGAACCUGGAGGAUGAGCGGACCCGCAUGAUCGAAAACGCCGGCGAUGUCCUGAUCACCCCACUGGAGCGGUUCCGGAAGGAGCAGAUCAGCGCUGCCAAGGAGGCCAAAAAGAAGUACGAUAAGGAGACUGAGAAGUACUGCGGGGUCCUGGAGAAGCACUUGAGCCUGUCGUCUAAGAAGAAAGAGGCGCACCUUCACGAGGCGGACAGCCAGGUGGACCACGUGCGCCAGCACUUCUACGAGGUCUCGUUGGAGUACGUCUUCAAGGUGCAGGAGGUCCAGGAGCGGAAGAUGUUUGAGUUUGUCGAGCCGCUGCUGGCAUUCCUCCAGGGGCUGUUCACGUACUACCACCACGGGUACGAGCUGGCCAAGGACUUCAACCACUUCAAGACGGACCUCACCAUCAGCAUCCAGAACACGCGGGACCGCUUCGAGAGCACGCGGUCUGAGGUGAAGUCUCUGAUGGAGAAGAUGAAGGAGAACCCUCACGAACACAAGAGCGUCAACCCCCACACCAUGGAGGGGUACCUGUUCAUACAGGAGAAACGAUCCUUUGUGUCUUCCUGGGUGAAGUACUACUGCACGUACCACCGUGAGCCCAAGCGGAUCACCAUGGUGCUGUUCGACCAGAAGUCUGGAGGCAAAGUGGGGGAAGAAGAAUCCUUCGUACUGAAGUCUUGCACCCGGAGGAAGACGGAUUCCAUUGAGAAGCGCUUCUGUUUCGACGUGGAGGCAGUGGACCGACCUGGUGUGAUCACCAUGCAGGCUCUCUCUGAGGAGGAUCGGCGGCUGUGGAUGGAGGCCAUGGACGGCAGAGAGCCGGUCUAUAAUUCAAACAGAGACAGCCAAAGUGAAGGAAUGGCUCAGCUGGAUGUGGUCGGCUUCAACGUCAUCAAGAAGUUCAUCCAUGCCGUGGAGACCAGAGGUAUCGACGAGCAGGGUCUGUACCGGAUCGUGGGAGUGAACUCCAGGGUUCAGAAGCUCCUCGGCGUGGCCAUGGACCCCAAAACCUGUGCGGACGUGGAGCUGGAGAGCCAGGAAUGGGAGAUCAAGACCAUCACCAGUGCACUGAAGCACUAUCUCAGGAUGCUGCCCGCCCCCCUCAUGACCUACCAGUUCCAGCGAAGCUUCAUCAAAGCUGCCAAACUGGACAAUCCGGAGGCCCGGAUCUCGGAAAUCCACAGCAUCGUGCACCGGCUCCCGGAGAAGAACAGGCAGAUGCUGGAUCUGCUCAUGAAACACUUGGCAAAUGUGGCCAGCCACCAACGGCACAACCUCAUGAACGUGGCCAAUCUGGGCGUGGUCUUCGGCCCCACCCUGCUGAGGCCGCAGGAGGAGACCGUGGCGGCCAUCAUGGACAUAAAGUUCCAGAACAUCGUCAUCGAGAUCCUCAUCGAGAACCACGAGCGGAUUUUCAAGGACCUGCCCGCGAACUCUCAGCGACAGCCCCUCCGGAGGCAAAGCACGGAGACCAAGGCCCCCUCCUGCAGCGAGAGACCCCUCACCUUCUUCCCCACACCCCCGCCCGCCGAAAAAGUGGAGAAGAGGAACAGCGUGGUUCUGAACUCGAGCGCUGACUCCGUCCUGACCCAUGGCUCAGUAAACUCCAACAGCACGGCUGGCAGAACCCACCUCAACAGCCUGACGGGCAGCGAGCCAGACCUGGAGGGGCCUCCACUGGGGAAGCAAGCCCGCCCAAACUCCCUGCUGAACCCAAAGAGCCGAUCGAGCGUCCCCACCAGCCCCGCCUCCCCCAGCCCCACCUCGCCACGCUCCCCCUCCUGGCCGAUGUUCUCCGCCCCCUCCAGCCCCCAGCCAGCCUCCUCCACCUCCAGCGACUCCUCCCCCAUCAGCCCACCAUUCCGGAAAGCGCGGGCCCUCUACGCCUGCAAGGCUGAGCAUGAGUCAGAGCUGUCCUUCAUCGCUGGGACCAUCUUCGAGAACGUUCACCCCUCUCGUGAGCCCGGCUGGCUGGAAGGCACCCUGGGCGGGAGGACGGGACUGAUACCAGAGAAUUACGUGGAGUUUCUGUAACUCCUGAGGUCAGGGGUCGGAGGUCAUAACCUUGGAAGAGGCCAAGAAAGCCCCCUGGAGGGGCCGUGUGUGUGUGUGUGUGUGUGUGUGUGUGUGUGUGUGUGUGUGUACGAGUUAGAGAAAAAGUGUCAGUCUGUUGAAAGCUUGCGUGUGUUGACCAGUGUGAGCUGGUUUUAUUUUUUCCUCUGACUCAUUGAGAUGAGCUUCUGAGCUCAGAGCUCCACAGAUCAGACACAGGGCCCUGCCGCUCGAGGGCUGUACUGCCAGGCAUAACAAACACUGAAUCUGACCCGUCAGUUUAAAGCACCAUUCUGUUCGGCCAUGCAACUUGCCCUCCAUUGCAACAAAAACUGACUUUUAAUUCUCAAAUUAUCUUAAAUCUACCAUAGAAUCUUAUAUCCAUUAUUUCAGUAUAAGUUUUUCUCAUCUAGUCCACUAUUACUACAAUUCCCAGAAUUCAAUUAAUAAUGCGUGUCAUUCACUAAUCUUUUAUUGCCGCGUAAUUGAGAGUUUGACAUUUCUGAACUUCAUAAAACGCAAAAAUCAUAUAUUUUGAAAAUUAUGAAAACAUUUUUUUGACAACUCCACAUUUCAGUGGAACAUGGAUGGAACUUUAUCAACGUAUCUAGAAUUUGUCAUGUUUUUAAGGUGUGUGCGAUAUUUAUCUAUUUAGAUUUUAUCAACUACUGUCCUCUAACAGGACAUGAGAUUUUCUCUUAAAAUUUCCGAAAUAUUCUGACAUGCUCCAUGUCGAGGAAGGAAUCAUGAACAAUGCCAAGCACAUCAUACAGAGCAUCAGAAAGAAGCAUAAUGCAAUAGUUGACCUCUGGCCUUUGACCUUUGUUGCAAUGGAAGACGCAGUUCCAGCCUAAAUUCAGUUUUGCCCCGUAGCAGGGUUUGUUGUAAUUGAGCCUAAAACAAGCAGCGCUUAGCUUCUUGAAAGUUUUUUUUUUUUUUUUUGUCACGGUCUGUCUGUUUUUACUGAACUACUAUGAAGAAUCUGGGAUGUUAAACUGGGGAGGAAUGGUUCGCUUUCCUUAAUGCAUAAGGUGCAUUCAACUUUCUUUCGGGAAAACCCUUUUUUGCAGCAAUAUAAAUGUGGAAAUAGUAAAAAAAAAAAUAUAUAUAUAUAUAUAUAUAUAUAUAUUGUGAAACUGGGCGACUUUGAUCUUUAUGUAAUCUCUGCUAUUUAUAAUACAUUGAAAUAAUAUUCUAGGUUGGGGUCCCAAAUGGCUUUAUUUUAUUGGGUGUGUAUGGUAUUAACAUUUGUAAAUAGUGGCAUUUGAUAAGGUAUCAUUUUUCUAAGUACAAAUUUUUUUAUAUUUUCUAUUGUAGCAUACUAACUUAAUUUUUUUUUUAGCAAUUUGAUUUUUUUAAUGUGUCCAUUUUGAGCCUGCCUUAAUAUUGUUUAUUGGAGAUUUAUAUGAGCAUUGUACAGAUUUUCUUCUCAUUAAAGACCAACACAAAGGGACUGUGAA